CAUGACUCUUACAAAAAAAAGGAUUGUUUCCUACACCUGAUGGGUUUUGUGGUAAUAGUUGUCUUUCUGUGCCUCUUACAUUCAUCCUACUAUAUUCGUCCAGUCAAGUCCAUAGAUGCACAUGGAAAUAUACUUACCAAGAUAAAGGAGCAUGCACCUCUUGUGAAGCGACACCAUUUUGAGUUGUCUAGGAGAUAUAAAUUUCCUUCUAGAGAAUCCCAAGAUAACACUGUUACUCGGUUAGCUGUGUGGAAGACACAAUCAGGAAAAUACUAUGGUCUUCGAGCUAAAAUAGGUGUGUGGGCUCACCCGAAUCAAGAACAUUCUCAAGAAUCUGGAGCAUCCAUAUCUGUCAUCAAUACAAAGCCUGGAUCCAUGUUCAACAUAGUCGAAGCCGGGGUUCAUGUUUUUCCUGACCUGUAUAAUAACAGUGAUGUUCGCUUCUUUACGUAUUGGACUAGGGAUGGAUAUAGAUCAACAGGCUGCUAUAACCUACAAUGUAGCGGAUUCAUUCCUGCUAAAGGAGCUGCGCUUGUCCCAGGUCAAGCGAUUGGUCCUCCAUCAACAUAUGAUGGAGAAGAUCACUACAUCACAAUUAGCCUAUACACGGAACCUCAUACAGGAAACUGGCUAUUAUACCGGGACGACCUAGAGAGGCCUUCAUUCCUAGGGCAUUUUCCUAAAGAUCUUUGUCCCGAGUUGAAUGGUGUUGCACCGAUUGUAUUAUUUUCUGGAUUUGCGAUUUAUCCAAAGAAUGGGAGAGGGCCGGCAAUGGGCAGCGGACAUUUUCCAAAGGAGGGUGAUAGAAAAGCAGCAUACUUUAAAAACAUGAAGAUAUUCGACUCAAAUGCUAUUGCUCAUGAUCCCAGUCCAAGCAUCAUGAUCCCUUGGAUGAAUAGGCCGGAUUGCUACAAGGUGGGUGACAUUCCUCUUGGAGUAAAGGAUAGUUAUCUUUUCUAUUACGGUGGGCCGGAAGGUUGUCGUGGUUGAUAACAACAAAUGUUGUCAUUGUCAACUAAUUAUAUAAAUAAAAUGAAUAAUAUCUUUAUUGUCACAUCUCUCCAAAGUGAAGUUUUAGAGAGGUGGUUUCAAUGUUGUAUUUUGGCAAUAUCUAUCAUGGUAAAAUUGGUUCU
This is a messenger RNA of Hordeum vulgare subsp. vulgare (domesticated barley), 1133 nucleotides long. RefSeq lists its product as uncharacterized. The transcript has 6 exons. NCBI's taxonomy places the organism in Eukaryota, Viridiplantae, Streptophyta, Magnoliopsida, Poales, Poaceae. The record is from RefSeq and is a predicted model, not a curated record. The coding region runs from base 40 to 990 and encodes 316 amino acids.